Molecule: messenger RNA, 2608 nt
Organism: Beta vulgaris subsp. vulgaris (sugar beet)
Lineage: Eukaryota; Viridiplantae; Streptophyta; Magnoliopsida; Caryophyllales; Amaranthaceae
Product: glutathione S-transferase T3-like
Exons: 3
Coding region: 1324-2061 (245 amino acids)
Source: RefSeq, a predicted model, not a curated record
AUUGUGUUAUGUUGUUGUGGUUAUUAAUUUAAAGUAUAUAUGAUGUGCGUAUUUAUUUUAUCAUAUAGAUAGUAAUUCUAUAAAUUUAAGUAGCGUGUGAUUUUAGUUUUCAAGUGUUGUAUAUAAUAUGGGUCGACCAACAUAAAAAAUUCUUUUGCAAACCCAUAUCCUUCUUAUGUUGUCCAAAAUUUAGAGGAGAAGUAUUAAGCAUAGUAUUAACAUCUUCUAUCUAUCCCUCUUUGUAACCACCAAAAGGUGAAGAGCCAUCCCCCAUUAACCCAUCUUAAUGCAAUUAAACCUUUGCUUUAUGAAAUGAAUCAUCACAGUAUUUUUGCUGCACACUCUCUUCACGCCAGACUUACAAAGAAAAACAAAGAGUCCUUCUCCCUUCUCGCAUUUUCGGCCAUUUCUGCACACUCAUCUUGUUUACCCAAUAUCUCCUUCGUCUCUUAUUGGAAUUGGACGUGUGAGUAGUCGAAAUUCAUCUACUCGGAUAGAUCUUGCUCGUGGUGUCAUUCUUUUUUGAAGAUACUGGAAGAAUUGGUCGCAGUUUCUGUUUCAAUCAGACGGGUCACCCGGUUUUGUUUUCCUGUCGUACCUUCACGAAUUUAAUCAUUGCGGAAGAUCGAACCGUUGGAUCGCCCUGAAAUUUGGACAGCACGUUUAGGACAUAUGGGCCUUCAUUAUGACUGAAGAGAUUUUAAAUCAGAGCUACAGAUUGACAGGAAUCGAGAUCGGAGCAGAGCAGUACGUGAUGAAAAUGCAAGCAAUUGGAGGUCUUCAAAGGUUAUGUUGAUGACAAUCUUAUUUGGUUUUGGGCUCGGGUUGAGAUGUGAGCAUUAAAAUGUUAGAUGUUUUAGGCCUACUCUUUUAUUAAUUUAAGAGUGAGUUUUCUUUUUGGCUAUCAAUUUAAUUUAUUUAUACUAUUUAUUUAUGUUGGUUUUAUCACUUAGAUAUUUAAACACAUUCUUGUAGUAGUGACAUUCCCAGAAGACGAUGUUUCCUCCUGUAAGAUCUUUCUUCUAUGAGCAACCAAUCCUGAGUACAAACCAAAAAGAUCCAGCAUUAAAUUACAGAAAUAACAUAUAUAAUAAAAAGAAAAAGAAUGCAGAAGAUGUGGUCUUCCUUGGUUUAUUGACAUGAACAUAGUAUAUCAAUAAGAAGCAAAAAAGAGACCCUCACGACAUAAGUCCAGCCUGGACACAGUAAGCAACAGAUGGGAAUAAAUUUGUCGACUGCUUACGUUAUGAGAAUAUUGUUCCUGGCAUCAAAGUUGACAAGUCGUCGGUAGGUGGAGAGCCACUUCCAGAAUUUGAUACUUCAAUGCGAUCUCGUGCUGCAUCAGUAGAAGGUGAGGAUGAUGAUGAUGAUGAUGAUGAUGAUGAUGAUGAUGAUGAUGAUGAUGAUGAUGAUGAUGAUGAUGAUGAAGACAAGAUUGAGGACAAUGAUGGUGAAGAUGAAGACACGCAAGCUGAAAAAACGUCUAGACAAUUUCGGUCGCACGCUGAAGAAGAAGUCCUGGUAAAAUCAUGGCUGCAGGUUAGUACAGAUAAAUACGUUGGUACGAACCAAAAGGGAAAUACAUUUUGGGGUAGAGUUACUGAUACAUUUGACCAAGUUAGACGUUAUAGAAACAGAUGUUGGGAAGAAAGGGUUCAAGGGAUUAGGAAGUCUGAUUUAUUAAAGGAGAGAGAAAUGGAGCCCCUUAUAAGUCGUUGGAAGAGGAUUAAUGCAAGUGUUUCAAAGUUUGUUGGAGCAUAUGCACACGCUGAGCUAAGGAGAACAAGCGGUCAAUUUGAUGAUGAUGUUAUGAAGAGUUCAUUUGCCAUAUACAAGAGUGACUCAAAGAGACAUGCAGAGUUUCAAGACAAGCAUUGUUGGGAAAUUCUAAGGGGGGCAGACCAAUGGAAGCCUAUAGGGAGUACUGUCAAGAAAUGCAAGAAGAAGACGGCAACUCAAGAAGGUGGCUCUAAGAGGAUUCGAAUUAAUGAAGAUGGUAACUUCUCCACUUCAACUGACCAAAAUACACCAACCAAUGGUGAUGUAGGUUGUUCCUUCUAGCUUCCUAGUGAUGGGUCCGUAAAAAAUAAAGGUAAGGGUAAGGGAAAAGUUAUGAACAUGCCUCCAGAGGCAUUUCAAUAAUGGGUGGAUUCAGUAUAUGAGAUGAAUUUGUCAAGGACAAUUGAAACUGAAAUGGAACUUGCUAGGCUAAAACAUGAUAGAGAUAUUGAAAGUGAAAGGGUGCAGCUAGAGAGAGAGAAUGUAUUAGUUAAACAAAGAAAGAUUAAUUUGGAGUUAUUCAAAGUCCUUUCAUCAAAGGCAUACCUAACAGAAGAAGAAGAUGAAUUGAAAAAUAAUCUUGUUAAGGUAUUAUUUCCAUGAUAAGUAAUUUGGAAGUUCUAUUUGUACUUAAGUUGUUUUAAUUAGAGAUUAAAGGCUAUCUAUUUGUGUAUGCUUUAUUUGUACUUAAGUUGUUUUAAUUAGAGGCUAUCUAUUUGUGUAUGCCUUUAUUUGUAAUUGUAAGUUGUUUUAAUUAGAGGCUAUCUAUUUGUGUAAACUUUAUUUGUAAUCGUAAGUUGUUUUAAUUAGAGGCUAUCUAUUUGUGUAA